Ichthyophthirius multifiliis is the source of this 591-nucleotide messenger RNA. RefSeq lists its product as hypothetical. Lineage: Eukaryota; Ciliophora; Oligohymenophorea; Hymenostomatida. The record is from RefSeq and is a predicted model, not a curated record. The transcript has a single exon.
AUGAUGCUUUAAAAGGCUAUUAUUAUCAAAUAAAAAGAAGAUAUGUUAAAAUUAGAAGAAGAAAAAAAAGCUUUAUAUGAAAAUCAUGUCAAAAAUACUAAAGUUCUUUCUAUUUAAUAUAAAUAAAUUAAAUAAGAAAAAGAAAAUAAAAAUAAAGAAUAUUCCAAGGCCUAAAAAGAAAUCGAGAAAUAAAAAAAACUUUAAAUUAUUUAAUAAAAUAAACCCAAAGUCGAGUAAAGAUAAUAAAUUGAAUAUGUAAAAAUCGAAUAGAAAUAACAUCAGAAAGCCCUUUUUGUAGAAUAUGAAGUUAAAAAUAAAGAAAGAAUUUAAAAUGCAAUAGAAAAUUACGGAUUUAGACCAAAAGUGGAGAAAGAUGCAUAAAGAUUAGUUUAAAUUACAGAAAGUCUUUAAAUUAAAUAUAAUACUAAGCUUGAUAAAGCUGAUAAAGUAGAACUUAGUAAAGUUAAUGGAUUUAAUGUUAAUUAAUUAAUGAAAGAUAUGAGAUAUAGAUUAAGUACAGCCUUGUCUGAGGCAGGAUUAUAAAAUACUGAUUAUGGAAAAGAUGUUUUAAGGUAUAUGUUUAUAAACUGA